AGAUGAAGACGUCAUCCAACUACGAUCGGAUGCACACUGAUGACGUCCUCUUUGUGAGGCUGUUGUUUACAUCUGUCAUGGCGUCGGUGGAUUUCAAAGACAACCUCCUUGGGAUUUCCUGGGUGGACAGCGGCUGGGUGCCGAUUCUCAACCCUGGAAAUGUUCUGGACUACUUCUCUGAGAGGAGUAACCCCUUCUACGACCGCACCUGUAACAACGAGGUGGUGAAGAUGCAGCGGCUCACUCUGGAACAUCUGAACCAGAUGGUGGGAGUGGAGUACAUUCUUCUUCACGCUCAGGAGCCAAUCCUUUAUAUAAUCCGGAAACAGCAGAGGCAGUCACCAACACAAGACAUUCCCUUGGCUGACUACUACAUCAUAGCAGGAGUGGUGUAUCAGGCCCCCGACCUGGGAACAGUUAUCAGCUCCAGAGCGCUCUCUGCUGUCCAUGGAAUCCAGUCUGCUUUUGAUGAGGCCAUGUCGUACUGCCGCUAUCACCCAUCCAAGGGAUACUGGUGGCACUUCAAGGAUCAGGAGGAGAGAGAGAAAAAUAAACCCAAGACUAAGAAGAAGGAGGAAGCGAGCUCGCUGUUCCAGAGGCAUCGUGUGGACACGUUGCUGCUGGACCUCAGGUCAAAGUUUCCACCCACGUUCUACCAGCCUAAGCCUGGGGAGAAGCCCAUUCCAGUUGAGGUGAAGAAGGAGCCUGAACCCCCGGCAGAGGCUGUUAAACAAGAAGAGAGGGAACCGGCCACCAAGUCCUCGGCCCCCGCCCCACCCAGCAAACCCCCCCCAGAGAAGAGAGCCAGGCUGCAGUGAGGAGAUGCUCGUAUCACUCUGGGAAUAUACAGAAAGGAAAGUUGUACAGCACUAACUGAAACCACAGCUCAGGAGCAUUUUUGUUUCCUCUCCAUAUGUGCAAGAUCCUCUACUCAUUUGAUCAGUUUGGGCUCAGAAUGAACCGGUGUAGGUACCAGAUGUGUUCGGCCUCCCAGAUCUGUUCGGGGUCCGUUACGCUUACCAAUGACGUCACGCAUUGGCCGUACGGCAACCCAAGAAUAUUAAAAACUAACAAUCGACAGUGAAUGUAUGUUAGUGGAACUGUGUCUUAUGCUCUUACGUUGAGUCUGGAGUUUCAAUAAAUUCGAAAUCAUCAGUAAAGUCUAAGACCAUAUUUCCGAGGGAUAUGCUACAUAUUAACUUUCUAUUUUAUGCAUUUCAGUUCUUCAUUAACAUUCCUUAAUUAACACUUCACUUUCCUGACACAGUUCCACUAACAUACAUUCACUGUCGAUUGUUAUUUUUUAAUAUUCUUUGCGGAAUUCGGCCGUGUAAAAUGUCCUCUUGGGUUACUGUACAGCCAAUGUGUGACGUCAUUGAUAAGCUUAGCGGACCCCGAACAGAUCUGGUAGGCCGAACACAUCUGGUACCUACACCGGAACAAAAGGCAGCUUCUCUCAGUGCCAGAACUACGUUAACUCUGUAACACGAGUCCUGUGCAUGUGAUGAGUGUUGAGCUGUGCUACUAACGGGUUGAGUGCCUGAUGUCAGCAGGCAUUUAGCAGAAUUCACUAAGGAUGAGGUUUUCUUGCUGAUAAGCUGACCUCAGCAUCAGUGUUGGUUUACUGACACAGGGUGAUGUGUCAGAACGCAUCAUGUUAUCUGACUCGUCACCUCUCUUUGAUUUCAGACACUUUCAUCAGUUUUUUGUAAGGAAUACUUUUGUAUUAAAAUAUAUCACUUACUGUUU
This is a messenger RNA of Trematomus bernacchii (emerald rockcod), 1749 nucleotides long. It is a transcript of the gene med6, whose product is annotated as mediator complex subunit 6. The coding region runs from base 3 to 818 and encodes 271 amino acids. The record is from RefSeq and is a predicted model, not a curated record. NCBI's taxonomy places the organism in Eukaryota, Metazoa, Chordata, Actinopteri, Perciformes, Nototheniidae. Gene Ontology annotation, molecular function: transcription coactivator activity. Gene Ontology annotation, cellular component: core mediator complex; mediator complex. Gene Ontology annotation, biological process: regulation of transcription by RNA polymerase II. The transcript has 8 exons.